CAUCACGUGACGUGGAUACGGAGGGGGCGGCACACUGACACCAUCACAUCAAACAGCUGCACCUGAUCGGUGGACAUUGACGCGAGUUGGUGGAAGGUACCACACUUGGAUUCUGGACAACCUGUGGCCUGAACAAUCCCUAGUAGACGCCACCCAAAGCAGGGAGGAGUCCUGUGUCUAGACGGACUUUACGCUGACGUUACACGUACACCAUGGAAACUUUGUAUGUGAAGAUUAUAUCAAUAGGUGUCAUAUUCCUCGUCACCUUCCUCGGUGCAGUCCUGCCCUACGUCUUGCUUCGCAAGCUCUUACAGAAGAAAACGUUUGCAAGCGACAACAUACUUUUACUGCAGAGUUUCGCCGGGGGAAUAUUCCUAGCCACUUGUCUUGUGCAUCUCCUUCCCGGGGCACGUGGAGCCAUGACACGUGCCUUCCCGGACGUGACGUACCCUGUGACCGAGGCGUGUGUUGGAAUCGGGUUCCUGGUUAUGUACGUGACGGAGAACCUUCUGAAAAUGUGUAAAGAGUCCUCCGUGGAAUCCAACACCACACUCACAGUCAAUUACAGUAAGAAUUCACAUGCCCAGGAAAUCACCAAAAGAGAUUCCAGUAUUCCUCAAUACAUUCGCUACGGAUCUGUAGGGGAAUCGGACGGCAGCACCGAGAGCUGUCUGACGUCACGCGAUAUCAACAGAGACUUGAACAACUCCAGUGACGAUGUGAACGUGACGAACACGGAUCCCGUAGAGGACAGCGGGGUCGCUGAUAUCAAGGUGACGGUGCAGGACACUACUUCCGGUCAACCACAGCCGGUCGACAUGAGCGGCUUCCGGUCGUUUGUUCUGUUCAUAGCAUUGUCUCUACACACCGUGUUCGAUGGCUUUGUGAUAGGUAUACAGACGAGUACUAACUUAAUGUGGACAUUGCUGGUGGCCAUGAGCUUCCACAAAGCUCUGGUCGCGUUCAGCCUCGGUCUAAGUUUUGUUGAGUCCCACACCAAAAACCCCCGCUCAGCUUUGUUUUAUCUCAUCUUCUUCUCUACUGUAGCGCCCCUUGGGGCCGGCGUGGGUACCGCCCUAACGGAGAGCAGAUUGAGUACUGAGGGUCAAGCAUAUGCCGCGGGGUUCCUCCAGUCGCUGGCUACUGGGACCUUCAUGUUUGUCACGUUUUUCGAGUGUCUGCAGGCUGAUCUGUCCGGAAAACGACACUUAAUCAAACUGAUGCUGGUCAUUGUAGGAUUUAGCUGUGUUGCCGGUUUGCGGUUUCUUAUAAGUGACGGGUAACCGAAUGGAACAUUUCAUGCAUAAUAAGUCUCGUUAAUAGUCACCUUGUUGGGACACGUUCAAUACGCUGUGCAGUGUUGCGUCCCUUAGGCGGGCCAGUAUCCUGUUAUCGUGGGUAGGAAUCUAAUAAACACCCGCAUUAUUAAUUCAUACAUAUGACUCAAAAUAACAUGGACUAUGGACAAUUAGCCAGCAUAGAGCAGAUUAAUCUCCUUGUUUCGGUGAGUCAUCCACAGGGACACUACCAGUGUGACACUGUGUGGGGUACUUUCUCGGGGAUAUAUCACUAUUUUGGCGGCCAGUGAUUUUUUUUAUUAUACAUGACCCAUAUAUCGCUUUCUUCAUUUUGGAGCAGCGUUACAUGAACAGCCCGUCAAUGGCCGACAUCUGCAUCAUGUUGCAGAGCUAUCACCGCCGAGACCUGGAGCUAUCGCCAGUGAGAGUUGACUGAUUGUGACGUUAUCAGUGUGGACUGUGUCAACAACUACAGAUAUAGAACUCUAAAUAACACUGUUUAAAACAGAAACUGAUGCGUCUGUUCCACAAGGAUGUAAAGAGGAACAUCCCAACUCGAUUCUAGUAUUAGCACAGUAUUCUAGUGUUCGAUUCAGUUUUGUUCCAAAGUGUCACACCGAAGACCUGGGUUCGAUUCCCCACAUGGGUACAAUGUGUGAAGCCCAUUUCUGGUGUCCCCCGUCGUGAUUUUGCUGAAAUAUUGCUAAAAGCGGCGUAAAACCAUACUCACUCACGCACUCGUAAGUGAAGGCCAUCGGCCCAUGGUUAUAUUUGUUUUACAAUGGACCUGAUGUCCUCAGAUCUAAUUGUUCUGACAAUAAUGUACUUCGAUGUGACAUCGCUCGAUAAAUAUAGAUAGAUAGAUCAGUUGCAGACAUAAUGAUAUGAUUACAUUUUUGUUUGGUUGCAUAUUCAUAAUAUUUCUUUGGUAAGUAAUCCACCCGCAGCUUGUUACGACCAGACAAAAAGUGAUAUUCGUCCUUUACAUACCCAGCAUUUCAAACACAAUAUUAUCUUCUGGGAUAUUAGCGUAUCUCUUAAUUUCAACGCAUAGCUAAUGAAAAAGAACCCAUGUCAACCAUUCUAAAAGUAUUGACGUUCACACAGCUAAGGUACAGCUCCGUACCAAACGAUACCUUGAAUACAGGACAAGAUAAAGAUUCACUAUCCUUUUCCAGAAUACCAAUCCUGUUCAUGACUAAAUAUUCAGACACGACAUAAAUUCUGAAAAAAACGCUUGAGGAUGACAAUCCACUGGCUUUCCCAAAGAGAACCAAUACCCCAUCUGAACAGUAACGAUUUACAUUUUGAUUACUUUCUGUCUGAAGCAUCAUAAUAAUGUCUCUGGAUGGCAAUAAAUCGGACAUUCUCAAUAA
Messenger RNA from Haliotis rufescens (red abalone), 2674 nucleotides. RefSeq names its product zinc transporter ZIP1-like. The coding region runs from base 213 to 1283 and encodes 356 amino acids. Gene Ontology annotation, molecular function: zinc ion transmembrane transporter activity. Gene Ontology annotation, biological process: zinc ion transmembrane transport. The record is from RefSeq and is a predicted model, not a curated record. Lineage: Eukaryota; Metazoa; Mollusca; Gastropoda; Lepetellida; Haliotidae. The transcript has a single exon. Gene Ontology annotation, cellular component: plasma membrane.